This is a messenger RNA of Hymenoscyphus albidus, 388 nucleotides long. Lineage: Eukaryota; Fungi; Ascomycota; Leotiomycetes; Helotiales; Helotiaceae. The record is from the annotation of a GenBank genome assembly.
AUGCUCGAUUUCGGACCACAAAUCUUGCUUGGUAUAUCUCAACGAAAUGCUGAAUGAAGGGAGAUACAAUGCUGCGAUAGCAAAGACGGAUAUUUUGAUAAAUGAGUACGGGCAGGAGCUAUUCAAAAGACUGAGACUCGGGGAGUUUUCAGGUAAUUUGAAGCGUGCGAAGAUUAUCAUAGAGAUCAGAGAGUCGGGCAGCCAACAGGAUACAGAGAAUACAAUCCACCGGAUACGCUGGGAGCAAUUGGAAGACCAGGAGCUGUGGCCCAGAGUCAAAGCCCGAAUCAUCACAGUCAGAAGGGUCACGUCUCAAAAUAAUGUUAUCGGAGGUCCUGCCACAAUCACCCUUGCUGAAGAAGCAACUUAUCGGAAGGAAAAGGGCUGA